GACCCGGAAGUGAGCUGGGCGGGAUCGUUUUGUUUACAUCAGAGCGGCACGUUGUUGUUAGUUGUUGUUAGUUGUUGUUAGUUGUUGUUUGUUGGUGACUCGGUAAUAAGACCGGCAAUGAGGAUCUGAUGGAGUCCCUGCAGCUGUUCCUGGAUCAGUUCCCGCCCUACGGAGAGGCCGAGUCUCUGUGGCUGCAGCAGAUUUUCAGCUUCGUCUCAGAUCACCUGUUUCCGGUCCUCACUGGCCCCGCCCCUCCUGCAGAUGACCCCUUACUGACAGGUGUGUGUCAACUGAGUGUGUGUGUGGUGAAGCAGCUCCAGCAGAGUUGUGUCACACACAGCUUACCUGUCAGCUACAGGCCGGUGUGUGUGUCCGAGCUGCUCUCACGGCAGCACCUGCCCUGCUGCAGUCACCUGUCCUGGAGCACCCAUCAGCAUCGAGCGUGGGUCAGGGAGGCGGAGCUCUCAGUGCCAGGUCAGCAGGCUCUGCCACGGGUCAGCCUGCUGCUGAUUGGCUGUCUGAGGGAGGGGCGGGGCGGAGAGUGGAGGCUGACCGACGCCAGCGGCAGCGUCAGGUGUGAGUGCAUGUCUCCCUCUCCUCUGUGGCUGAACCGUCCUGUCUUCCUGCCCCACUGGAACUAUCCCCACAAUGCCAUAGGGCAGGAGGAGGCCGGGGGCUGGGUGGAACUGAUUGGACCUCCUGUAGUGCUGUGUCGUGGAGCUGAGGAGGGAUUGGCUGUCGGCCCUGAUAGAGGGGCGGGGCUUAGCGGAGUGGUUGGAGUCAGAGAGGCAGCGGACUUUCUGAAGAACAGGACUCGGGGGCAGCGUGUCUCAGUGGCUGGUCUAGUGGGUUCAGUUUGCCCUCAGCUGGAAGUUACAGGAACGUCUUUCUUCUGCUUCUCACUGUCAGACGACUCUUCACCUGUCUCACCACCUGUCUCACUACCUGUACUCGUCAAGGGCAGCAGGCUAUGGUGGGCUCAGUGUGUGUGUGUGGGUCAGCGUGUGUGUGUGACGGCGCUGCGUGUGUGUGUCCUGCGAGGCUGGAGAGGAAACAACAUCCUGUGUGUGACCGAGUGCUCUGAAAUACACACCGACUACACACACCCUGCUGCGCCCCACACACACACUCCCGCUGUCACACCUGGCCCGCCGAUGAUGUCUCAGGUCGAAGGUGAGGACUGUGAGGAGGCGGGGCCUGAGAGAGACCCAGGCCAAUCAGCUGCCAGGGUGAAGAAGUCCCGAGUCAUCAGUUACCAGCUCCACCACGUCCACUUUCUGUACCGGCCCUGUCCCGACUUCCCUCCCAGCAUGCUUUGCACCUGCCUGCGCUCCAGCCUCAGGGUGACUUCAUUCAGCAGGGGGGGGCCGGCACCCACCUUCACCUGCCCUGGGGAUGGAGCGUUACUACAUUUACUGCUGCAGGGGGACAGGGGCGUGUCCGAAUUCCUAUGGAGCGCUCACCUGAGCUCCCAGCUGCAGCACAGUCUUGUCCCAGGUGUCUUGAAGCAGUGUGUGUGUGUUCUGUCCUGGAAGCUGAUGGAGUGUGUGUGGAGAGGACAAGAAGGACGGAGGAGAGACAUCUAUUGCGAGAUGCUAGACGAGCCUCACACCUGUCCUCUGUCUCAGUACCGGACGGACCCAGCUGUCCCUCAGGUCUUCAGUGUCUCUGCACUGUUGAAGGUCCCACAGAUGGACAGCUGGUCCUCAGUGUCUCUGCUGCCCCCUGGUGGGGGUCUGUCCUCAGAGCAGAUCAACUCAGCGCUGUCAUGGUCCUACAGGACGCUGACCUCUGACCCCCCCAGAGACACAAACAGGAGACCCCUCCUGCUGGUGGGGGUCCUGGAGCUGCCCUCUCUGGCGGGACAGACGCUGCAGCUCAGAGACGUGACGGGGGCCGUGGCCUGCGUCAUCACGGAAACCAGUGAGGGGGGGGGUCAGAGGGCAGCCUUCAACACUGCAUGGAUAGGUUGUCUGGUAUGUGUGGAGAGGUUCACCAUGGUAACGGAGAGAUUCCUUCAAUCAGAUUUCCCCUCAGACCAACAUCUGGACCAGGACAAGUACAUCAGACACACACACUGCAGGGUCUACCUGCAGUUUUCUCUGGACCAGCUCCACAUCCUGAGCCCGUCCAUUGCCAUGGAGACUCACCUGAGGGGGGCGGAGCCAAGCUGUGAUGUCACAGAGGAAGAGGAGGAGCCGUGUAGCAGCAAGAGAAGAAGAGGAGACCCGCGGCCCUGCGUCUCCAGGGUGAUCAGGGUGCAGCAGAAAGAGGGCGUGGCCUGGAGGAACCCGGGGGCGGGGUCACAUCAGGAGGAGGCGGGGCUAACCGCAAGCUUCUCCGUCACAGCUGCUGUGAUUGGUCCGGUGGUCAGCUGGGGUCGGGACCCGAAGAACAGACCAAUGGCAGACAGGGAGACGGAGUCAGAGAGUGAGGACAAGCAGCUGGUCCUGGUUUUCUCCGGUGUGUGUGCUCGAUGGUUUCCUGUCCUGCAUCCUGGAUGUGUGUACAGACUGAUCGCUGCUCACUCUCAGGAUCCCAGUGUUCUGAUUGGCUGUGGAGUCUCUGAGCGGAGGGGGGUGGAACUCCACGCUCACUCCACCCUCCAGGUGCGACCUGAUUGGAGGUUCCACACUGUGACCCGCCCCCUGCUGCACACCUGCACACAGGCUCGCUCGCCCAGCGUCAUGACUCUCUCUCAAGUCCUGGACUGCAGCUCAGACGUGGUGUGUUUUCAGGCUCAGGUUUCAGACAGGAUCAGUGUGAAGCGCAGAGACUCUGCAGCAGGUGUGUGUGCAGGUGUGUGUGCAGGUGUUCGGCUCACAGUCUGUGAUCAGACUGGGUGUAGUCUGCAGGUGUACCUAGACCUGAGCCACACCCCCUACCCACCUGGACUGUUGCCUGGCAACACACUGCUGCUGUCUGCUUUCCAGAGGAGAGAAUCCAGGUGGGGGGGGGUGUACUGCAGUGACCUGCCUGUCAGCUCAGUGACGGUCACCUCUCUGGGAGACUCCAGCUGUGUGAGCCCUCCUCCUGCUCCCAUGAUGCACCUGGGUGUGUGGGUAGGGAGCAGGGAGCAGAGGUGCACUGUGGGUCGGGUCAGAGGUCACGUGGUGUGUCUGUUGCUGCUGCAGCUGAGGUGGAGCUGCUCGCUGUGCGGAGGGCUCUACACACAGUCUUGUUCCAGCACUCCGUGUGGGUCCUCCUCGUCUGUCUUUCAGUCCACAGUGAAGCUGGUGAUUGAUGACGGAACAGGUGAAGCUCACGUCUGGUUCUCAGGUGCUCAGGUCCGUGCUCUGCUGGGAUUGGCUGAUUCUCAGUGGGAGGGGCUUCAGAGAGCGCUGCAGGUCAGAGGUCACAUCCGAAUCUACCCUCGGGGGCGGAGCCUGGUGUGUGACUCAGAGGACCCUCUCCUCCACUUCCUGUUGUGUGUGUGCAGCAGUGAGGUGGUGUGUCGUCAGCUGUCUCUCACCUGCCGGAAACAGAAUGCUCAGAGAUCAGAAGAGAUGAAGAGGUUCAGCCGAGGAGGUCGAGACUUCAUGACCAGAGUGACUUCUCCUCUGCAGCUCACCUGUACACACAUAAGCUCUGACUGACCUCACCUGUACUCACCUGUACACACAUCAGCUCUGACUGACCUCACCUGUACUCACCUGUACACACAUCAGCUCUGACUGACCUCACCUGUACACUCAGACUAACCUCACCUGUACACUCUGCCAGGAAGUGGUCCACAGCUCACCUGUAUGAAUGCAUACUGCCAGGUGUCCAGGAUAUGUUGUUAUGUUAUUAAACCCUCACUUCUCAUGAA
Molecule: messenger RNA, 3811 nt
Organism: Eleginops maclovinus (Patagonian blennie)
Lineage: Eukaryota; Metazoa; Chordata; Actinopteri; Perciformes; Eleginopidae
Gene: ctc1
Product: CTS telomere maintenance complex component 1
Biological process (GO): positive regulation of DNA replication; telomere maintenance via telomere lengthening
Cellular component (GO): CST complex
Molecular function (GO): telomeric repeat DNA binding; single-stranded DNA binding
Source: RefSeq, a predicted model, not a curated record